Molecule: messenger RNA, 1397 nt
Organism: Tribolium madens (black flour beetle)
Lineage: Eukaryota; Metazoa; Arthropoda; Insecta; Coleoptera; Tenebrionidae
Product: ubiquitin-conjugating enzyme E2 R2
Exons: 4
Coding region: 295-990 (231 amino acids)
Biological process (GO): protein polyubiquitination; ubiquitin-dependent protein catabolic process
Molecular function (GO): ubiquitin conjugating enzyme activity
Source: RefSeq, a predicted model, not a curated record
GCAAUGGUCGCACGCCUGCGCACAACUGCCAAAUUACCAGCUGUUUUGUCCAAGUUGCAAGUCCUUUAUUAUUCCAUCCCAGGAGAGCUGGUGAUUGGGCCCGUGGAAGUGGUGCUAGAGUGGAAGUGACGUGCCAGUGGUAGAAUUUCCCGAAGGAAAUUGCGUGAAAAGUCGCCCCAGUCGUGAAGUCCAGCUCGGGUUUAUUUUGGUUUAGUGUUUAAUGGCGUCGUAGAGUGGACACAACGUCGAAUUGCGUUGAAUUUCCCAAACGGACAAUCGUGUGAUUGUGAGAAAAUGGCAACGACGAAGGCCACGAGCAGCGCCCUUCGAGCCCUCGCAGUCGAGUACAAGAGUCUCCAGGAGGAGCCCGUUGAAGGCUUCUGCGUCAAACUUGUCAACGAAGACAAUCUUUUCGAAUGGGAAGUGGCUAUUUUCGGGCCACCUGACACCCUCUACAUGGGAGGAUGUUUCAAGGCUAGAAUGAAAUUUCCACCGGAUUAUCCAUAUUCACCACCGUCAAUUAGAUUUUUAACGAAAGUUUGGCAUCCCAACGUGUAUGAGAAUGGAGAUUUAUGUAUCAGUAUUUUACAUCCACCAGUCGAUGAUCCCCAAUCAGGAGAACUGCCAUGUGAACGUUGGAACCCCACGCAAAGUGUGCGUACAAUUUUACUAAGUGUGAUAUCACUUUUGAAUGAACCUAACACAUUCAGUCCCGCAAAUGUUGACGCAUCUGUUAUGUACCGACGUUGGAGGGAUUCGAAGGGCAGAGAUAAAGAAUACGAAAAUAUAAUUAGGUUUGUAUCAAGUUUCGUGCCCCUAACUCUGGAGGAUUACUGCAUUAAAACGCAGAUUAAGCCAAACACAUCCGAUUCUCAGGUUGAAAUGACAGAUUUCUACGACGACGAUUAUGACGAAGACUACGACGAUCCCUCGGACGGUUCAGAAUACGCCGACGAAGACGACAAUGACAGCGGCAARGGAGAGUCGUGAUCGAGCUAAGCGUCCCGAUUGCCCUUUAUUUGUACAUUUUUUUAGUUUAAUUUACUCUCUAAUUUUACACGCAUAUUUUUGUAGAUUGAAAAUAGAAAGUGUUUUUAAGAAUUACCUACAACUCAUUUAACGUAAAUGUGGUCAUCCUAGAUAAUUUAUGUGCUAUGGAAUUUAAUUUCGUUUGUCAUAUAGUCGAAUAUGAUAUAAUUUGGAGUGUUACAAUAGCAAAAAAUAUCUUGGGUGAGCUAUCAGCAAGACUGUAACUAACACGAGAAAAUGGUUGCAAUUUUUUACGAUCUCAGUUUAACCACCGGUUCUUAUAUCAAUUGUGUACAUAAUGAACUUAUCGUGUAUUUGUCUCUUUAAGUAUUUUACUGUUUUGAUAAAUAAAAGUGCAGCUAGUGGAA